This is a messenger RNA of Prunus persica (peach), 2331 nucleotides long. RefSeq lists its product as uncharacterized. The record is from RefSeq and is a predicted model, not a curated record. NCBI's taxonomy places the organism in Eukaryota, Viridiplantae, Streptophyta, Magnoliopsida, Rosales, Rosaceae. The transcript is spliced from 9 exons. The coding region runs from base 125 to 1111 and encodes 328 amino acids.
ACCACCUUUUCUUUUUGGGUCAUAUGCCAAAAGGCCGCUCUUCUUUUCUCUACUAGUCUGCUGGUAAAACAGCAUUUCACAUAACAAACACUAGCAUUUUCAGGAAGCGGUGUGUUUUCUAUCAAUGGCGGAUCCUCGAGAAGAAAAAGAGAAGCAAUUCUUAACUGAAGUCGCCGAGUUAGAUGAAGCACUGAGAGUGUUGGAUUCUUCUCUGUCUCAAAUCAAAUGGCGACUCAAAUAUGCAAGACGUCGACUUGAGACAGAUAUUCUAGCUUUGUGUACAGGAAUGAGGCCAGUGAUAAUGAUAGACUAUGGUGGAAAGAUGCCUGAACUGCAAGAGAGAUUUUGCACUCUUUUAAAACUUUGUCAAAAGGAUUUGCCCAUUUUUGAGCAUCUGAGAGUAAUGGUUAUAGAAGAAAUGAUAUAUUUAGUUCACACUAGAGCGCUUGCUGAUCAUGUUAGGUCAAGCUUGAACUCAGAACGGCAGCUGCUCUUUGUGGACCUUGAACAGGAUCCUCCGAAGAUGAUAACAGAAGCAGAAAAAAGCCCACUGGUGAUGCAGCUUAUAACAAUUCAGAAGUUGUUCUCUUUGUCAUUUCCUCUUGGUGAAAGGAAAGAUGAUGAAUCAUCAUCUCACAGUAUAGAUAACAUGGUUGAUGCUAAACCGCCCAGAAAUGAACUUAUCCCUUCUCAGUCAUCUAACUUUAUUGAUCUUAGUAGCUGCAUGCAAAACACUCAGGUCACUCUGCCAACAUUAAAUGGGUGGCUUCUUGGUUAUCCAGUUGUGUACAUGUUCAUCAAGGAGCACGGCGUUAAGGCUGUUCAUAAUAUUUCUAGCAAGUAUCUUCACAUCUAUAAAAUAUCAGUAUGCAGGAACGGAACCCCCAAUAAAGAAUCUGAACUAGAAGAACUCUUGAGUUUCUCGGUCCCCUACGAUCUAAGCAUGGGAGGGAGCAAGGAAAAAUGGGCAGAGUCAUUUUUGGCUCAUAUGCAGGGGAAGUGGGAAAUAUGCAAGCCUGCUUGGAGGUCUUUGCAGAUGGAGGAAGUAUUGAAGGACAAUACAAUGUGGAUGGUGGACACUUCCGAAAAAACAAAUGUCCAAAAUAAGUAAAAUUGUAAGUCCUACAACUUCUCCUUCGACUCCAGACUCAAUAAAUUUUAGGGAAGAUGAUGUUUCAAGUGAUAAUCUAUUAGCCUGUAGAGACCAAUAGGCAUAAUGACCACAGAGAAUACCAGCGAUGCAGACCCUAGCGAUACCUUUUCAACGCAUGGCUACAUGUCGGUUGAUAAAUCUUCCAAUGAAUCUCUUCUAUCAUCUCAAAAUCCUGCUCAAAUAGAAUCCAUCAAAAUGGAACAAAGAUCUCGUAACUUCUCAAUCGAUGAAGACAAUCAGCUUGUGUCUGUUUGGCUCAAUGUUUGCUUAGAUGCAGAUAAUGGAGAUGAGCAAAAAAGUAGUGGGUAUUGGAAAAGAAUAUGGGAGUAUUUCAACAAGGGAAAGAAAUUUACUUUUGAGCGUUUUGCUGAUUCUCUAAUGGACUGUUGCUCAGCCAUGCAAUUUGCAGUGCAUUAUUUUUGUGGGUACUAUGCCCAGAUUAAAGCAAUGAAACAAAGUGGUGUCAACGACCAAAUAGGAUAAUACCGCCGAUGGAGAUGACCGCAUUUCAAUUUCUACACUGUUGGGCAAGUACUGAAACACAAUAAGAAAUGUAUGGUGAAUAGUUUGAAGAAAAAGCCAAAUAUAGAAAAAGUGCGAGUCUGGGAAUGUCAUCUCCUCCGGAUUCAAUAAGUUUAAGGGAAGAUGAUGUUGCAAGUGAUACAUCUAUCAGCUUGGAAAGGCCAGUAGACAGAAUAGUCGCAAAGAAUUUUUGAAGGAUAAAGAUAGAUUACGUUCAAGACAAUUUGACUGUGCCUGCAAGGUUGUCUUCCAAGAAUUUAGAACAGAGAAAAGGAAGUGGAGCAUAAGUGAAACGAGAAGCAUCGUUGAAGGUAUUCUCAAGAUCAAGAACUUAUUUCAAAUUAAGUGGGAAAAACUUCAUAGGGAACAACUAAAAGAGGAAGAGAGGAUAAUGUUGAUUGAUACUAUUGGCUUGCCCCAAAUGCAAGCAGAAAAUCCGUCAGAUGGAAAUCACGGCGAAAAAAAGAGGUUGGUAGUAGUUUUUGCAAUGGUAAUGUGGUUGCAGUGUAAUGUAAAAGGACAUUUUUUUGUAUGCAUCAUGUACAGCUAGACUAAAUAAUAUAGUUUUGUGGGUAUUCGUCAUGAUUUGUGAAAGCUAAAUUAGCUAAUGACAUAAGAGAUAUUUUUGCGUAAUUAUCAAUCAAUUUUCCUGCUUA